AGACUGCAAAACGAAAGGAAAGCCGCCGGCCCUAGCUCGUUUCAGUGCCUCGCCUCUGCAGUCUCCACCACACGGACUUGCCACCAUGACGGCGGCUCCUCUUUUAUCGUUGACGGAUGCGGCGACGGCGACGGCGACGGCUGUGCUAGCCCCCGGCCGAGCGCCCACCAGAGCCCGCAUUCAGGCCGCCCCUCGCCACCCCGCUACCGUCUCGCUGAGAUGCCACCGCUCUCGGCCCCUAACCGCGGCCGCCGCCACGGGCGACUCGCCGUCGUCCGCCGCGUUCCACGGCGAGUGCUUCGUCGUCGGGGACAACAUCGACACCGACCAGAUCAUCCCGGCCGAGCACCUGACCCUGGUGCCGUCCAAGCCCGACGAGUACCGCAAGCUCGGCUCCUUCGCCUUCGUGGGCCUCCCCUCCGCGGCCUACCCGAUUCCCUUUGUGGCCCCCGGCGAGGAGUCGUCACGCUACGCCGUCAUCAUCGGCGGCGCCAACUUCGGAUGCGGCUCCUCCCGCGAGCACGCGCCCGUCGCGCUCGGGGCCGCCGGCGCGCGCGCCGUUGUGGCCGAGGGCUACGCCCGCAUCUUCUUCCGCAAUUCCGUGGCCACCGGGGAGGUGUACCCCCUGGAGCUCGCGGACAGCGGUGCCAGCAAGGAGUGCAAGACCGAGGAUGUGGUCACAGUCGACCUCGAUAACUCGGUCUUGAUUAACCACACAUCCGGCAAGCAGUACAAGCUGAAGCCUAUUGGUGAUGCAGGCCCGGUUAUUGAGGCCGGGGGGAUCUUCGCUUAUGCUCGGAAGACUGGAAUGAUCGCGUCCAAAUCUGCGUGAACAAAAAGUAAGCUUGAUCUGCUGUCAGAUUAGUUGAGCGCUUGCGGGUGGCAAGUAAGACUGGUUUAUGAAUAAGAGUCUUUGCACUUCUCUGGAGGUGUGAUUGUCCAGCAGUUUUGCUACUACUUUGACAUUGCCUUGUACCAGUAAUACUAGGCUCGAGAGUGCUGAACUUUGUUGUAGUGAGUGUUACACCCAUGUAAUAGUCUUGUUUACACCUGUUAUCUUUGAUGUCAAGUUAAGUGUACUCCCUGUUAAAAAAAAGUGUAAUCAAGCACUAGCUUAUGUUUAUUGAUUGCAGUGGUGGACUGUAUUCAGUCA
This is a messenger RNA of Hordeum vulgare subsp. vulgare (domesticated barley), 1153 nucleotides long. Its product is annotated as 3-isopropylmalate dehydratase small subunit 1-like. The transcript has 2 exons. Bases 86 to 832 code for a protein of 248 amino acids. The record is from RefSeq and is a predicted model, not a curated record. NCBI's taxonomy places the organism in Eukaryota, Viridiplantae, Streptophyta, Magnoliopsida, Poales, Poaceae.